UCUCCUGAGUUUAGGGCUCAUGGCAGUGGCAUUGGUGUGUUCUUGGCCGGGGCCGAGGAGCACGAAGGAUCACGACGACUACAUUCCAAUCGAGACGCUCGCGGGUCUCUUGCGGCGAUGCAUCGGCGACGCGGAUCUCGCGCAGGGCAGGCAAUUGCACCGGCAGAUCGUCAAGCAGGGGCUGGCGCGCAACGAUUUGCUCGGGAACUACCUCGUCCAGAUGUACUCCAAGUGCCGCAGCCUCGACGACGCCAAUGCCGCCUUCUCGGCGCUCAGAUCGCGAGGGAUCGCGACGUGGAACACGCUCAUCGCCGCGCAAUCCUCCCCUGCCGCGGUGUUCGAUCUCUACACCCGGAUGAAGCUCGAGGAGAGGGCGGAGAAUCGGCCCAACAGGCUGACGAUCAUCGCGGUCCUGGGCGCUAUCGCUAGCGGCGAUCCUUCUUCCUCGUCUUCCUCCCGCGCUCAAGCGAGGAUCGUCCACGACGACAUCCGCGGCAGCGAUCUGGAGCGCGAUCUCUUCGUCGCCACCGCGCUGCUGGAUGCGUAUGGCAAAUGCGGCUGCGUGGAGAGCGCGCUGGAGGUGUUCUCGCGGAUCCAGGUACCGGAUCUCAUCUGCUGGAACGCGGCGAUCAUGGCGUGCGCCGGGAACGACGAGCGCCCGGAUCGCGCGCUCCUGCUCGUCCGCCGGAUGUGGCUCGAGGGGCUGCUGCCCAACCGCGCCAGCUUCGUGGCGAUCCUCAGCUCCUGCGGGGAUCACUCGUCCCUGCCGCUGGCACGGUCGAUCCACGCCAGAGUCGAGGAAUUAGGGUUCUUGGGCGACGUGGUUGUGGCCACCGCGCUCGUCACGAUGUAUGGGCGGUGUGGCAGCGUCGAUGAAUCGAUUGCGGUGUUUGAGGCGAUGGCUGUGAGGAAUCACGUCUCGUGGAAUGCGAUGAUCGCAGCAUUUGCCCAGUGUGGGCAUCGCAGCGCGGCAUUUGCGAUCUACUGGCGGAUGCAGCAAGAGGGAUUCCGGCCAAAUAAGAUCACCUUCGUCACAGCGCUCAAGGCCGCGUGUUCUUCCUCUUCGCAGGAUCUUGGAGAGAGCGCGGCGCUCCAUGGAUGGAUCGCCUGCGCUGGACUGGAGGGCGAUGUGAUGGUGGGCACUGCGCUGGUGACCAUGUAUGGCUCCACCGGCGCGAUCGAUCGCGCGAGAGCGGCGUUUGAUGCCAUCCCCGCCAAGAACAUUGUGUCUUGGAACGCGAUGCUCACGGCCUAUGGCGACAAUGGCCGGGCGAGAGAGGCGAUGGAGCUCUUCGCGGCCAUGAAGAGGCAAUCGCUCGCUCCAAACAAGGUGAGCUAUCUCGCGGUGCUUGGAUGCUGCGAGGAUGUGAGCGAGGCGCGAUCCAUCCACGCCGAGGUUGUGGGGAAUGGGCUCUUCGCGCAGGAGUCCUCCAUAGCAAACGGGGUGGUGAGGAUGUUUGCUCGCUCCGGCAGCCUCGAGGAGGCCAUGGCCGCGUUCGAUGCGACCGUGGUGAAAGAUAGCGUCUCUUGGAACACAAAGGUGGCGGCGCUGAGCGCUCGCGAGGAUCUCCACGGCGCGAUCACGGCCUUCUACACGAUGCAGCACGAAGGAUUCAGGCCGGACAAGUUCACGCUGGUGAGUGUGGUGGAUGUCUGCGCGGAUCUGGGCACGCUGGAGCUUGGGCGAUCGAUCCAGCAGCAGCUCUCGGCGGCGAUCGAGGUCGAGCGCGACGUGGUGGUGGAGAGCGCGGUGAUGAACAUGGUGGCGAAGUGUGGUUCAUCCGUGGACGAGUGCGAGCGAUUGUUCGCGCGAAUGCCCGACGAUAGAAAGGAUCUGGUGGCAUGGAACACGAUGAUCGCGGCGUACGCGCAGCACGGCCACGGCCGGAAGGCGCUCAAGCUCUUCCGGAUCAUGCAGCAGCGAUCGUCGGUGAGACCCGACUCGUCAACUUUCGUGAGCGUUCUAUCCGGGUGUAGCCACGCCGGGCUGGUCGAGGAUGGAAUCCACUGCUUCUUCCUGGCCAGGGAAGUGCUCGGGAUCGAGCAGCAACCCGUGGAGCACUACGCCUGCCUGGUAGAUGUUCUUGGCCGGAUGGGCUACCUCCGCGAGGCCGAGGAUUUCAUCCGCAAGAUGCCGCUUCCAGCAGAUUCCGUGGUGUGGACGUCGCUGCUGGGUGCUUGCAGCAGCUAUGGCGAUCUCGAGGGCGGCGAGCGAGCGGCGCGGGCGUUUAUCGAGCUGUACCGGAGCGAUUCAGUCGGGUACGUGGUGCUGUCCAACAUCUACGCGGCUGCUGGGCGAUGGGAGGAUUCGAUCAGAGUGAGGGAGGACAUGGCGGAGAGGCGAGUGAAAAAGAGGGCCCCAGGGAAGAGCUCCAUCGUCGUCAAGAACAGGGUGCACGAGUUCUUCGCCAGGGAUCGCAGCCACCCCCAGAGUGAUGAGAUCUACGCGGAGCUGGAGAGGUUGAAGGGAUUGAUCCGGGAGGCUGGGUACGUCCCGGACACGAGGUUGGUUCUUCACGACGUGGAAGAGGAGCAGAAGGAGCAGCUGCUGUGGUAUCACAGCGAGAAGCUGGCGAUCGCGUUUGGAUUGAUCAGUGUUCCUCACCGGCAUAGCAUCCGCGUGAUCAAGAACUUGCGGGUUUGCAAGGAUUGCCACACCGCGACUAAGUUUAUCGCACGGGUGACGCAGAGAGAGAUCGCGGUGAGGGAUUGCAAUCGGUUCCAUCACUUUGGCAAGGAUGGCGAGUGUUCGUGUGGAGAUUACUGGUAAUAUCAUAUUAUUUGAAAACCAAAAAAUUAUUUUUUUUUCCUUUUUG
Messenger RNA from Selaginella moellendorffii, 2816 nucleotides. RefSeq names its product pentatricopeptide repeat-containing protein At3g49170, chloroplastic. Gene Ontology annotation, molecular function: zinc ion binding; protein binding; RNA binding. Gene Ontology annotation, biological process: RNA modification. The coding region runs from base 20 to 2770 and encodes 916 amino acids. The transcript has a single exon. The record is from RefSeq and is a predicted model, not a curated record. Lineage: Eukaryota; Viridiplantae; Streptophyta; Lycopodiopsida; Selaginellales; Selaginellaceae.